CUCGCAGCAUGAACUCUUCACUCUGGAUUUAAUUUGACUCUCAUCUCUGUUCUCAUCUGUCACCUAUGAACUGGUCAUGUAGUCUGAACUGAUCAGGCACAGUGGAUUCUAGUUCGAGUUGGGCAGAUUGUUGGGGUUUGGAUGAUGAUUUUAGUAACACUUUUAUCAGCUCUUGUCCUGUGUGGAUCUGCACAAUAUUCCAGCGACCAGUGCAACUGGAGAGGAAGUGGUCUAAUGCAUGAGUCUCAUGCACGGGAUGUAGAGCAGGUAUAUCUGCGCUGUGCAGAAGGCUCCUUAGAGUGGCUCUAUCCCACAGGAGCCAUCAUCAUCAACCUCAGGCCCAAUCUGCAGUCGAGGCCCAGAGGACACCUCCACGCUUGCAUCAAGCCUCGGGGAGACUCGCGGGGGGGCUCUCUAUACGUGGAGCGAGCUGGAGAUCUGAGACCGCUGCUGUCAGAAGCAGAGCAGGCCGCUGGUCGAGUGCGCUGCUUUAGUCUCCAGGAGGGGGUGCUGUUCGUGGAGGCGUCCGUUCAACAGGACAUCAGCAAGAGAAUCACAGCGUUUCAAUAUCAGCUAAUCUCAACAGAGACACCAGGGGACGAGCUCUACUCACCUACAGCUGCAUGCCGGCCCUGCACUGAUCAGGAGGUGCUAAUGGCUCUCUGCACCAGUGACUUUGCGGUGCGCGGCAAUAUUCAGAGCGUCGAGCAGGAGGCUGAUGAAGAUAGAGCAUCGGUGGUGGUGUCACUGAGUCAUGUGUAUCGUCAGAAGAGUCGUGUGUUUGUGUCUGGUGGGGGGGGGCGCGGCCGCUGGACAGGUCGUGUGAAGACUCCCCAGCAUUGCGGCCCACGGGCGGGACAGGGCGAGUUUCUUUUUACGGGAGCGGUGAGAUUUGGGGAAGCGUGGCUGGGAUGUGCUCCGCAUUAUAAAGACUUCAUCAAACUCUAUCAGUCGGCUCUGGACUCAGGAACAAACCCCUGCCAUAUAGACAUGGACUGAGAACACUUGCACAGAGCUGCAAAUACAAUGCAGAAGACAAAUUGAGAUUUUGGGUGAAUCUCACUACCUGUCAAGUACCGGUUCGCAUCCUCGCUAAAAGUGGUCCAACUUUGGAAAUGGUGAAUUUAAAAAAAACUCAAACAUGACUAGAACAUAUCCUGUAAUUUUUUUUAACCCCAUAAUGAAAAAAAAAGAAAUAAGAAAUUAUAUUUUCUGUCAUUCAUUCAUAUUUUUGUCAUUCUGACAAUAUUUUCAUGACAAUUAAGCACCUCCUCCCUGCCAAUUCUUUCCGUAAUGGAAAGAAAACUCUCAUUCUCAUAACUGUAAAAAAAAACAAACUCAAACAGCAAAAAAAUAUAUAAUUUUUUAUUUAUUUUUAUUUGAAGCAUAUAUAUAUAUCAUGGUCGUAUUUGUUAUACUGCCAAUACUGAUAUAAUCUAUGCUGAUUUUAAUGUUAUCAUCAUUGAGAAUAAGAAAAUACAGUUGAAAAUAAUUAUUUAAAGGCAUCAUAUAAAAUAAUAAUAAAAAAAAAACUCAAAAUUAAAACUCUUGGAUCAUUACUACGGAGCGCCUUAGAGAACAAGGAGGGAAUUUACAAAAAUGAACCAUGGUUUUACUUCAAUAACCAUUGCUGAACCAUGAUAUUCAUAAUAAAACCAUUUUAAUAACAGGAAAAACCAAAACUAAUAAUAAAAAUCAUAAUCAUUCUGAAGAAACAAAAGAAGAAGAAAAAAAACAUGGUUACUACAGUUUUACUAUAGUAACACCAUGGUGUAAUAUUAACAAACGAUGAACAAUACUUAUUAAGCAUUUAUUAAUCUUAGUUAAUGUUAAUUACAACAUAUAGUAAUGCAUGUUUAAAAUCAAAAGUUGUACUUGUUAACAUUAGUUAAUGCACUAUGAACUAACAUGAACUAACAAUGAACAGUAGUAUUUUAUUAACUAAUAUUAACAAAAAUUUAUAAAUGAUGUAAAAAAUAUAUUGUUAAUUGUUUGUUCAUGAUACCUAAUGCAUUAACUAAUGUUAACCAAUGGAACCUUAUUGUAAAAUGUUACCAAUAAGUUUUUCUAAAGUGAAUCCAAGGACAUGUUUUUUGGUAGAAACCACGUUUCUUUGGUGGUUUUCAUGUAGUAUUACUAUGAUUUUACUAUGAAGUUCAUGUUUAAAAUAUGGUUACUAAAGUAAGAUCGUUGUGUUUACUAUGGAUUUACUACAAAUUAGAGCCCGACCGUUAUGGGAUUUUUGAGACCGAUACCGAUUUUAGAGGGGGAAAAUUCACAGAUUACCGAUAUGGUGGCCGAUAUAGUUAAUUUUUGAGCUGGAAUGAAAACAGACCUUUUCUAUGUGGAUUGUUCACCGAUUUUGCACCGAUAUGACUAUGCAGAGGUACUCGGAAGGCUGCUUUCUUAAGCAAACAUUUUUAUCAAAGAAUAUUUGACAUUAUUAUUAAACAUUGUCAACAAAUUCUAGAAAUGAACACUGAGAAAAUAAAGAAUAAAUACAAAUAAAAUAAAUAACUAAAUAAACAUCAGUAUUGUUUAGUAUCAGUCAAAUGCUGACCAUUAAAAUAAAGAAUAAAUAAAAAUAAAAUAAAUAGCUAAAUAAACAUCAGAACUGUUUAGUAUCAGUCAUAUGUGACUAUUUUAAUACUGCCAGUCAAUUAUUGGCAGGUUGUAAAACAAGAAGCAUUUACACCUGCCGAGUCAAGAGAUAAACAGCGGCAGCGGUGUUACACAGUAUUCUGUUAUACAAGUUCAGGGGAAACUUGCAAUGGUGGAAAACCAGACUUUUAAAUAUUACAUUUUGUAAAUGCAGCGACUGGAAUUGUUCGGUUGAAGGGGGUACCAAACUGUGAAUGCUGAACAAAACAGUUUGGUGAAUAUAUGUUUACACAUUAGCUUCCACUCAGCUGACAAGGGAUGAAAGUAGCUACGUGGUUAGCUAGUUAGCUAUGAGCUCAUUGUCAUGGAGAGUAAAAGAUGGACUUUAUUUACUUUCCAGCAUUGCGUCUCACCAACUAGGUAACAACGUAGCGUGAAAUCAACACAAACACAAUCCACCACCGCACCAUUGUCGGCUAAGCUGCAAAAAGAUGCUCUGAGAAACUAUAGCUGGCUAACAUAGAAAACAGAUGUGAUAAACAUGAGUGACAUGGUUGUCAGGGACAGGGUUAACGAUAUAUUAGUAAUAUUGAAAAGGGAAAAUGAUGGGUCAUUGUUUAUUAACUUUUCAGUAUGUAUUUCACAAACUAAUUAGCAACUUACCGUGAAGACUGCUUAACUCUGCAAUGCUUAACUCCGCACCGCUUAACUCCGCACCGCUUAAUUCUGCAUCGCUUAACUCUGCAUCGAUUAACUCCGCACCGCUUAACUCCGCUUAACUCCGCACCGCUUAACUCUGCAUCGCUUAACUCUGCAUCGAUUAACUCCGCACCGCUUAACUCCGCUUAACUCCGCACCGCUUAACUCUGCAUCGAUUAACUCCGCACCGCUUAACUCCGCACCGCUUAACUCUGCACCGCUUAACUCCGCACCGCUUAACUCUGCACCGCUUAACUCCGCACCGCUUAAUUCUGCAUCGCUUAACUCUGCAUCGAUUAACUCUGCACCGUUUAACUCCGCGACUCCGCACCGCUUAACUCUGCACCGAUUAACUCUGCAUCGAUUAACUCUGCAUCGCUUAACUCCGCACCGCUUAACUCCGCACCGCUUAACUCCGCACCGCUUAACUCUGCAUCACUUAACUCUGCAUCACUUAACUCUGCAUCGAUUAACUCUGCAUCGAUUAACUCCUCAGCGCUUAACUCCGCAACUCUGCAUCGCUUAACUCUGCAUCGCUUAACUCUGCAUCGAUUAACUCCGCACCGCUUAACUCCGCGACUCCGCACCACUUAACACCGCAUCGCUGCAGAACCACCAUCAGUUCAGCUCUGUAAACAGUGGAGUCGGAGCGCGCUUUGCUGGACAAACUACAUUAUGACACCAAUUCUAAAGCAUUGUUUUCUGCAUUAUAUGUUCUGAAAAAAGUUUUCAUAUCUGCUCAUAUCGGUAAACAUAUACGGCGAUACCGAUAUAUCUGUGAAAGGCUAAUAUUGAUAAAUUGGUCGGGCAAUACUACAAAUAUCAUAGUUCAACUUUGAUUACUAAUUAAAAAGGUCACAAUGCAACAAAUAGGGCUUCAUGUUAUUUAUGGAACGCAUAACUUCUUAUUUCUUUUUGAUUUUGGGGUGAAACAUGACCUGGACGUGCUCAUGACAGGUUUCGUGAGAUUCACCGUUUUAGUUAAAUGGGUCUGGUGGAGCGGUUGGAUGCAUCUGAAGUGUGAGGUAAACACUGAUAGACCCACCCUCAAGUUGUUCUCCUUGGUUACAGAAGUUUAUUUGUUUGUUCCUGUUGCCUGAUUGUUCACAUCUGAAAGCGAUACUGAGAAAGUGUGUUGUAACACUUGUGUGGAUGCAAGUGUGUUUGUGUGUAUCUAUCAUCUCUUGCCUGCACACAUGUGCCGGAGGAGGUCACAGUGCUUUUGUUAAAAGCCUUGUUUAUUGUUAGAGUGGUCAAUUCUUCUGACUGAGUUCUUGAACGGUGUGUUUAUGGGUAAGUUUGUACAUGCAUAUUUGCAUUUUGUGUAUAUAUUGUAUUUGUGUACGAGUUGCAUUGUUCUGUUCCCUCAAAAUGAGUUUCAAAUUUCUAAGGAAUAAAAACAUAUGGAUUAUU
This is a messenger RNA of Myxocyprinus asiaticus (Chinese sucker), 4713 nucleotides long. It is a transcript of the gene metrnlb, whose product is annotated as meteorin like, glial cell differentiation regulator b. The coding region runs from base 142 to 999 and encodes 285 amino acids. Lineage: Eukaryota; Metazoa; Chordata; Actinopteri; Cypriniformes; Catostomidae. Gene Ontology annotation, molecular function: hormone activity. The record is from RefSeq and is a predicted model, not a curated record. The transcript has 4 exons. Gene Ontology annotation, biological process: energy homeostasis; positive regulation of brown fat cell differentiation.